CCAAGGACCCUGUGACCUUUGACGACGUGGCCGUGUACUUCUCCCUGGAGGAGUGGGGGCUCCUGGACGAGGCUCAGAGACGCCUGUACCACGAGGUGAUGCUGGAGAACUUGGCCCUUGCAUCCUCUCUGGGUCCCUGCUGUGGAUCAGAGGAUGCAGAUGCUCCCUGUGAACAGAGUGCUUCUGUAGGAGGGUCACCGUCCAGCCCCUCCAAGGCGGCUGUGUCUUCCCUGAAGACCCACUUCUGUGAGAGCUGUGGUCCCAUCUUGAGAGACAUAUUCCAGUUGGCUGAGCACCAAGGAACACCACGCAGCCAGAACGUGGUCAGGUGUGGGAGACUUCACAAAGGACAAAGGCCUUAUGAGUGCAGUGAAUGUGGGAAAUCAUUUAUCGUUCAUUCCAGACUUCGUUAUCAUCAGAGACUUCACACUGGAGUAAGUCCUUAAAGCAGUGAUGGCGAACCAACGCGAACUCAUUUUUUUGGUUGAUUUUUCUUUGUUAAA
This is a messenger RNA of Myotis brandtii (Brandt's bat), 503 nucleotides long. Its product is annotated as zinc finger protein 548. The coding region runs from base 99 to 446 and encodes 115 amino acids. Gene Ontology annotation, molecular function: DNA-binding transcription factor activity, RNA polymerase II-specific; RNA polymerase II cis-regulatory region sequence-specific DNA binding. Lineage: Eukaryota; Metazoa; Chordata; Mammalia; Chiroptera; Vespertilionidae. The record is from RefSeq and is a predicted model, not a curated record. Gene Ontology annotation, biological process: regulation of transcription by RNA polymerase II. The transcript has 4 exons.